UAUAUUUUCUCUAUUCAGGUUUUACACCGCAUGCGUUGUCCUUGGCCUGGAGGCAUUACAUCAGCUUGGCAUUGUCCAUAGAGAUCUAAAGCUGGAGAAUUUGCUGUUGGACCGGGAUGGCUACCUUAAGAUCGUAGACUUCGGCCUCAGCAAAGACAGAUUUGGAUACAGCGACCGCACGAACACCGUGUGCGGAACAAGAACAUACAUGGCCCCGGAGAUCUAUCUGAAACUUGGAUACGGCAUGGCCGCUGACUGGUGGGCCCUAGGAAUUACCAUUUAUGUUAUGCUCCUGUAUGAGUUACCAUUCAACAACAAGGAUCCAGUUGAGCAAAUGAAAAGCAUCCUCUAUGAUGACAUCAUAUUCCCGGAAGACCUAUCAGAGGAUGCCUGUACUCUAAUACAAGAACUGUUAGAGAAAGAUCCUGAAUUUCGCCUCGGUUCGGGUGACGCCGGGGCUGAAAUGAUUAAAGAGCACCCCUUCUUUAAAGAUAUGGACUGGGACCAUCUGUUACAGCGAAGAAUUACAGCUCCAUAUGUACUGGGCAACGAAGACCUGGAGAGCCAAGAGAACCCUGGAUGCCAAGCUCCAGCACUGCCACCAACUGCUGCAAGGAUUCCAUCAGAGCUGCAAGAGGCAUUCAGAGGAUUCUGAAAGAACAUCAGUUACCGCUGAAGGAACAUCUGAUAAGUAGACGGAAUAGAUGGGGAGGGUGGAGGGCCAGUCCAUAUCCAUAUAAGAAGUCCAUUCAUAUAAAGUGAUGCUCAGGUGUCCCACCUCAGUAAUCUCUGACUGAUUAGGCUAAUAUAGGAAUAGUCUUCUCACACUUUGUAUAAUAUUCUAAAACCUCACCUGUAUAACAGGCAAGUAAGAUCUAGUGGCAAGGUGAGAAACAGUGUAUUUAGUUAGUUAGGGAUUUUCUUUGCCUAAAAUGUUCCUUAGGUUAUGGAUAGCACUGGGUUGUAGCCAAUUGAGGUAUUAGGUAACACACAGGGCCCCUAAAAAUUUGUGGUGUGUGAUGAUCAUGAUAAUUCAUCUUGCCUACUGAUGAUUUCAUCUCUCCUUCUGAUGCCACAAAGUUAUUUUUUCACUAAUGCCUCAUAAGCUGCCAUUGUUAUCUGUAUUUCUAGGAAACAUUUUAGAUUUUACUAGUUUUUUGUAAAGUGAUUUUUGCUCGAUUUUUUGUUUGCAGUUGUAAAAAGAAAGCAAUGGUUUGCUGGUAGAUUGGGCCAGUUUGCAUUUUAAUACUAUAUGAUAUUUGUAGCCUUUUUAUUUAUUAUGAAUAGUAAUUAGUACUGUGCUGAAGGCAUAGCUGAGAUGCUUGGAGAGAAACAGGGAACUUGAUUGAACUGACAAAGUACUGAGGCUACCUUUAUUUCUGGGCAGUAAAUAUUUUGUUUUUAGCCGCCGAGCGCCACAGCUGCAAAAAGAAUGUCUACACGAACAUCGAGCACGAUUAGACUUGGCGUCACCUCUUUAGCAAAUGCCACAAGCUUUGUAGUUGGCAUCUCAAAUACUCACCUUUCAGAGCAGUGAAGUACAGAUGAAACUAAAGGGUCGAAAGAUGCUCCACUAAACAGAUACACGCCAAAGCACAGAGAACUGUGUCCACAAUUCUGCAUGGCAUGGCAUCUCCAAAUAGCUGCAGAUGUGAGACACAGAUGUGAGACAGAGAGUUGCAACAGUCAAAAGAAAUCUUAUUCCGUGAUGAAGAUCAUAGAUUGUAUAAUGAAUAUUGUACCAAACACUCAUCGGAGUCUGUGUAAAGAAAGAAGCCUGUACCCCACUUGCAAACCGCCACCCACGCCACCAUUUCAUACAUAACUUGUUUGUUCUGCUCACUUUAUGUAUAUUAUAAUACAAAUAAAAAAUCUUGCUUUUCAAG
Molecule: messenger RNA, 1886 nt
Organism: Xenopus tropicalis (tropical clawed frog)
Lineage: Eukaryota; Metazoa; Chordata; Amphibia; Anura; Pipidae
Product: serine/threonine-protein kinase N2
Exons: 8
Coding region: 209-655 (148 amino acids)
Molecular function (GO): protein serine/threonine kinase activity; ATP binding
Source: RefSeq, a predicted model, not a curated record